AGCAUGUACAAGCAGUUUCCAUCUACACACAUUUUAUGUAUGUGUUUUUGUGGUCUCGAAUAUAACUGUACAAAUACUGUGUCUUCAUACAAAUUUGAAUUCCGUGUAUGUGCUUGUGUGACCUAGUGUGUACAUUACACGGCGGGAAUUUCGCUUCACAUCAGAGACUGCGUGUGUAGUACUCACCUUUAAGAAACACGAUACUUUUGAAUGUGGAUGUGGGCUGUAAUGAAUUGUGCGGUUAUUCGUCUACAAACUUUGAUUAUGAUUCUCCGUGUGAGAGCAGAUCACGAGAUCAUCUGGAUUUAACGUUAAUACUAAUUAAGCAGAGCAAGAAUUAGCACAUCUUCGUGAGAUGGCGACAGCCACCUGCCCUGCCCUGUCCAGUGGUAUCAUCACGGCCGACAACCCAGCAGCUCUUGUCGUGAGCACCGACAGCCGCACCAACGGGACGGUGGUCAAAGUCUCGUGCUACAGCUCAAACUCCUACACUCUUAAAGGCAGCUCGCCGGUUACCUGUGUCAAUGGUGCAUGGAAACCACAGCAGCCCUCGUGUGUAAAAAAUGCCGACCUGUGUCCCGUGCUGGCCACGGACUACCAGGGUCUGGUGUUUGCCGACAACGUCAACUCCCUGAAAGUCAGCACCUACGAGAGGACGGAGGGGACGGUAGUAGACAUUUCCUGUUACCUGUCCGACACCUACACCCUACAGGGCAGUUCGAAGGUGACAUGUAAAAGUGGGGCGUGGGUCCCAGCACCUCCCAUUUGUGUUAAGGCAGACAGCAUCGUCACAGCAGCAGUACCCACUAGCACCCAGCUGAGUACUCACACGUAUGUGUCCAUAGCAGUAGCCAGCACGUGCGCUAUCCUGUUUCUUCUGCUCUUAAUUGUCGUCGUAUGCAAGGUGUGCCAGAGGAAUUCCAGGAAAUCUUCGAGAGUUGACUCGACUAGCAGCAUUUAUCAAAUAGAAUACGACAGUCGCUCCUCGUCAGCCCCCGGCCACAGCACACUCGGGACAAGCCCAUUCAUGUACAGCAGGGCAAAGGUCAUCAACUCGGACUGGCUGAACAAGAACAGGUCCUGGACCUACAUCACCGUGGACAGACUGCUCAGGGACAUCGAGAGGUCCAAGCGGGACAACCCCAACCACUCGUGGAGAGAUUUCGCCACCAUGUCGUCUCGGCCACCGUCCACCGACUGACUCAGAUAUUUGACCAUCAAAUUUUAAUAAUCUCGCUAAUGAACUUGGAUGAAACAAAGAUAUUUGAACAUUAAGUCAUCGCGCUAAUGAACUGAGAUUUCGCCACAAUGCUAUCUAAUUAUCAGAUACAAUGUUAUGUGCUAUACUUCUAAGACAUAAAGUGUUGAAUGUUUGUCUUGCUACACUGGUCCAACAUCCUUUCUACAGUGUCGCCAACCAUGUUACGGUCAGCACCGGUGGUGAAGCAACUUCGACUCCAGAAAUUAAGCAGUUACUUGUAAAUAAGGAAGUCGAUCUAUAUAUCUUCAUUAGAUAUUUUCUGAUUAUCAAGUUACAUAUCCACAACUUAAUGAUGUGAGAGUUUAAAUGUGAGAAAUAUUUGAUGCGCGGUUAUUAUAGCGUGUUACAUUUCUGUAUUUAGUGUAUGGCUUAUGAGUAGUUAUUGUGCAUCAUGAUAUACUUGAUCGUUUCAAACUUAUUUCUUCUAAAAACUAAGCGAUAUUGAAAUUCUAUUUAUAUAAAAUAAGUAAUCUUCUAUAAAGUUUAAAACUAAAUAAAACCAAAUAUUGUUUAUGCGUGAUAAUUCAUUUCCAUUGUGUUAUCAAGUUCCAUUCCCCUCGAUACCUUAUAUGAGUAUCAGUAGGCGGGAUCCGGAACACGAGGCCAAUCCAUCAGCAUUUUCUACAGGAGAUUUUUAUCUUAGCAACCCGAGUUAGAAGGGAAUAUUCUUAUACCAGGUUAGAUGGAAGUUAUCUCGAGUGCCAGAGGCUUCUCCGCAGCUGUGUGAAAGAAUUGAUUUCUAAGUUCGGAUUUAUUGAAACCAUAUGCGGAAAACCAAGGUUCCAUAUAAACAACGAGACCUAUUUGAAAUGCGAGCUCUUAUCAGCUUCAACGCCUAAGUCAAAUAUCACGUUAGUGGCUGAUUGUGUUGAGGAACCAUCGACUGUGUAGAAUGAAUUAUUUUAAAAAGUAUGUAAGUGAUGCGCACUGAUGUUGUAGGAUAUGAGUCAAAAACUUUACAUUUGUACACUGUUGUAAUUGUCUUAUUGGAGCUUGCACUGUAAACGAAUGU
Molecule: messenger RNA, 2273 nt
Organism: Physella acuta
Lineage: Eukaryota; Metazoa; Mollusca; Gastropoda; Physidae
Source: RefSeq, a predicted model, not a curated record